CCUCUGACUGUUUUAAAUUCAACCAUCAACAAUGAUUAGUAGUAUGAGUAUAUGGUCACAAAUGCGUAAUAAGACUACAAAUCACUAGGACAAGUCAACGUUCUCGAGAAUUUGAACGAACUACGAAGCGUGAGGACUUGCGGCGAAUGAAGCGCUGGCACCGCCCCGGCGUGGCAGCCUGACACGGCUUUUGUUCCGUCAGUGGCUCCGUUCCUGGCAGUUGGCAUCUUGCACGUUUUGCAGUUCUGAGUUCUGGAAAGCAGUGACAAAGUGCCAGUAAUACUGUAAUACUUCUUCGCAUUUCGAUUUCAGUAUGCUUUCUUCGUGUCAGAGUCAGUCAGACUCAGACUUGUUCCGAAUUUCUAGUUAGUUUCUAAGGUUUCUUAAGUUGUACCAUCCCUUUUACCAUUGAAUUUUCAAGCCCGCCGCAUUCCAGUUACGGAGGCCAUGUGCGAUUCGACUGUGUUAUCGCCUUCCGAGCACGAAGAAGACCUGGGAAUCUGGGAACGACAGUCGGUCGGAGCUGCGCCUACCAUGGACCGAAUGUCGCACAGUGACGCCACACCGUCAGCCCAGUCCUCGCCAGGGAACAGCCGGUCGAACCAGGAACCUCUACACGGUGUUACGGAAGCGACUCUGCCAUCGGACCAAGGCAGGGGAUCUGCAGAAAACAUGGAGAAAGUCGCGGCAGACAGCACACGUCCUUGGCUGAAAUUCUGUGCUGCGUUGGAGAGACCCGCCGACAAGGUUAGGAAUGUGAAGAAGCUCAGCAUCCGCGAUAAAAUCCGCCUUCGCCGAUCGACAACAACCAACAUGGACCACGUGCUGCUGAUGGGCACAGUCAGCUUCGUGCUGGAUCCGCUGGCGUGCCCCUACGCUGAAGAGGAGGCCUGCAAGAAAUUCUUCGCGACGUCCCCGUCCUUCCUGAAGGCGCAUCUGCAGAACAAGCACGAUCUGAAGAACGUCCUGCUGAACUUUGUGUGUCCGUGUCCGGCCAAGUGCAACGCACGCAAAGAGUGCGCGACGGUGCUCUUCGACCCCUCGCACAUGAACUCGCACAUGACCGCGCACCUGGAAAGGCGCCACCGCAAGUACUACGAGGCCAUGUGCGUGGCGCUGCUGUCGGCCGAGCCGCUCCCCGGCGAAGACCCGGAAAAAGUCAAGACGCGUCUGUACUACAGAGAGCGCGCCCGCCGCUUCACAUUCCCGGCGUGGACGCGCGAGAAGGACAAGAUGUUCCCCAGCCAGAUCAUUCCCGACAGGAUCAUCAUUCCCACGGAAAUCCACAGGCGCGGCGACGGCGUCAUCAAGUACAUCUGCAACAUCGAUCCCUGCAGUGACAGUCACACCGCCAUCGGUGACGGCGGCCCGCAGGCUGCUUUUAACAUGCACGUGCACAUGCUGUUAGAGCACGGAAAAAGAUACGGCCUUACAAGCACGCGCUUCUACCACAAAUGCCCGGCGUGCGGGGAGUUGAUCAAUGCUGCCGACAACCAGCUGGAGACGCACGUGAAGGCGCUGCACGAGGAGCUGCUGCUUGGAGGCCACCGCGGGGAAUUCUCGGAAGACGCCCAAAAGGUUUGCCCCUUCCUUAGGCUUCUUGUCAGACUGAUCAUGUCCGUGGGUCUGCUUGCAAAAGCUGAAAGCGCUGGAGGACAGCAUUCUGUCCCCUCGCAUCGGCGGCGCCAUCACCAACGGCCGGCAGCCGGACGACGACCGCCCCGGCAGCGGGUCGCUGUUCCUGCAGCGCUUCACUUGUCCGGUCAGGCCGUGCGACAAAGAGUUCCUCGGGGACGGCAAGGAGCGGGAGUACAUGCUGUGGCACAUCCGGGCCGAUCACCGCGACGCCUGGAAUGUGCCCGCGACAGAGACCGCAGUGACUCGAGAGGCGGAGGUCUGCACUUUGAAUUUACCUGACUGGCGUCGGGUGUGAUUUCGCAGUGAUGCUUCGCACUUCCGGAUGAACGACUGCCUUUCCUCGUGAAUCUGUGCUCAGACCACGCACGUGUUGUGCCUGUGAUUUAUACUUGAACAUCUUUUUGGUUGUUUUUUGUACUCUACAGACCCUUCGUCGAUCUCGCAACGGUUUGCUCGCUGUCUCGUUAAUCCGAGGACGGCUCGUGCAAGUCCUUUGAAUUUCUGGCUAUUUUAGCUUAAUUCUUGUUCAAUGCUUUUGAAUGAAUGUUAACAAAGGCAACGGGAAUUUGGUUUCAGUGUCGUUACUGUACUUACACUUGCAAUAAUUCCAAAAAUAACUUGCCGUACCGAAUUGCUGUUAAUACUAUCUGAAGAACGCUGUUGUUUUACAGUUUUACUCCUCUCUACAGCAAGGGAAUUUCCGGGAGAAAAAGUUUAUUGCAGUACUGAUUAAGCGACGAG
Messenger RNA from Paramacrobiotus metropolitanus, 2379 nucleotides. RefSeq lists its product as uncharacterized. The record is from RefSeq and is a predicted model, not a curated record. Bases 448 to 1917 code for a protein of 489 amino acids. Lineage: Eukaryota; Metazoa; Tardigrada; Eutardigrada; Parachela; Macrobiotidae. The transcript is spliced from 7 exons.